Humulus lupulus (European hop) is the source of this 1427-nucleotide messenger RNA. RefSeq names its product small ribosomal subunit protein uS9m. The record is from RefSeq and is a predicted model, not a curated record. The transcript has 4 exons. Gene Ontology annotation, molecular function: structural constituent of ribosome; RNA binding. Gene Ontology annotation, biological process: translation. NCBI's taxonomy places the organism in Eukaryota, Viridiplantae, Streptophyta, Magnoliopsida, Rosales, Cannabaceae. The coding region runs from base 97 to 1221 and encodes 374 amino acids. Gene Ontology annotation, cellular component: cytosolic small ribosomal subunit; ribosome.
AUAAACACCAGCAUCUUUGACAUAAUUUUGCUAGGCGCGCCGCAAGGGUUUAAACAACCCAAACAGAAAUUGGCCUUCACUUCCAGAUUCACAACCAUGCUCUCCCGUCUUCUGCCAAAACCCUUUCAUGUUCGUUCCCUAACCCUAAUUUCCUCAAAGGUUGUCUCUCAUCUCCAACGUCAAAUCCCAUCUCCUUCCAAAACUCCAACUUUCAUUUUCACCCCUAGAUUGUUCUCCUCCUCCAAUCGCAAUAACAAUGGUGGGGAUCAAUCCGAAACCAAUAUCUGGAAGCUUUCUCAGGAAAGUGAAGGGAAAUUCGAGUCUUUGUUUCACGAUAAAUCUGCAAACGCCGGUAGGACCGUCGGAACUGAACCCGGCGAGGCUGAUUCGUUGUUGAAAGUCGGGGACGGUGGUGACGAGUGGGAAACUGCAGGAGGGUAUAAGCCGUGGAGUUUAGAGGAGGAGGAGAAAGGCGACUUGUUUGAUAUUGGGGAAGAUGUGAGAAGUGUUAGUGAAACUGAGACUGAGGUUAGUACUGAGAGGGAUAGAGAUGAAGAGAUGCAGAUGCUUCAACAAGAGAAACACCAGCUCUCUGUUAUUCUCAAAGGCCCAAAUCGUGCGUUUGGCGAUCUUAUUGCUGCAUCCGGGAUCACAGAUGACAUGCUUGACAGUUUGAUUGCCCUAAAGAACUUGGAAGGAGUGGAGGGAUUGCCCCCUUUAAGUGAACUAGAAAACUUGCGAUAUGAGAAAAGUACAAGGAAAUCUUCAAGAGCAGAAAUAGAGCGUCAGAAGCAGGAGGAAGCUGCUAAAGCUAGAGUCAGGCAAGUAGAUGACAAGGGAAGGUCUUAUGGUACGGGAAGAAGGAAAUGCAGCGUUGCCCGUGUGUGGAUUCAACCUGGUGAUGGUAAAUUCCUUGUUAAUGAAAAAGAAUUUGAUGUCUAUUUUCCAAUGCUCGAUCAUCGUGCUGCCCUCCUUCGGCCUUUCUCUGAGACAAAAACUUUGGGGCUUUGGGAUGUUACUUCUACUGUCAAAGGAGGUGGUACAACAGGCCAAGUUGGAGCUGUUCUUUUGGGGAUCAGCAGGGCGUUGCAAAACUGGGAACCAGAUUUGCGCCCUCCGCUAAGAGAUGCUGGUUUCUUGACGAGGGACCCCCGUAUGGUGGAAAGGAAAAAACCGGGCAAAGCAAAAGCAAGAAAGAGCCACCAAUGGGUCAAGCGUUGAUCAAUCUCUCCAACAAUUUUUUUUUUUUUUUGGCUAUCCGAACUGUAUUAUAUGGAAUUUCAGUUUAGCCUCGUUGUAUCUCUGUUUUACCAUGGGGAAAUUUGAGGCUUUAUGCUUUCUAAUACUCACAAUAAAAAAAAAUAUACCAAGUUUAAUAAUUAUAGGCCAAGUAUGCCUUUAAAAAAAAAGCAAAAUUGUCUCUCCCA